AGCGUUCAGCUGUUUAACGUUACAUCGCAUACACAAAGCGGGCAUUGGAGCACCAUUUCUUCAUUAAAUCUUUUAAAUAAACUAUAGCGAGAAACCGAAGUCAAAUAACAAAUGUCUCGCGCACGACUAAGAUGCCUCUCAUCGGGAACCAUAUGACGGCAUUUUAGGAUAUAAAUGGACUUUGUUUACGUCAGUGCGUCAUAUAUGUCACACACUGUUGUAGCUGUCAUCUAAAGGUGAAUUUCUUCAGAAAGGUGGCAGGUGAGCCACAUCACCCCAUCAAGAUGAGCCAGCAUGUGCCAAUCCAUAGCUGGUCUGGCUCUUAUUACAUCAACAGUGAGAAACGCUGGGUCAGCGGGACCCUUUCUUUAACCCGCACCACCCUGCACUUCACCUCCGAGCAGAACCAGGAGAGUCUGGCCAGCCUGCGGCUUUCACGCAUCAUGGAGAUCAAGAUGGAGUCCUCGAGCUUCAUCUUCAGCACUCUCACUGUGUUGGAGCAGGGAAACAUCAAGCACUGGUUCGGCUCCCUUAAACCCUGCCGGGCGGCUGUUUACCAUGUGCUGGAGCACUUCUGGAGGGAACGGCUGCUGUCGCCCACAGAACCCCAUGGUGCCGAAGCUCCUCUCAGCAAAGGCCAGGAGCUGAUCAGCCUGAUAUCUGGUGCUCAGCGGAGGCUUGAGGACACUGGGAAAGUUCUGCACCACCAGGGAGAGCAGUUUGACAACAUGGCUCAAGGCCUGGAAAAGAUUGAAUCGGAUCUAAAUGUGGCUGAUAAACUGCUCCAUGAACUUGAGUGCCCGUCUUGGUGGCCUUUUGGCAAACUACCGUGGAAGAGCCAUCAGGAGGCUAAAUCUGAGGCAGCUGCCAAAUCAUCCUACACCAAAGGAGCAGGCAAGGGCCAGAAAGUCAUAACCAGCAUUCCUGCCAUUAUCUCCCGGGUUGGAAGCACAGGGGACAUGAAACCGGGCAGUUUGACGGUGUUGGUUUCCUCCCUGGAGGUUCGAGAUGCAAACGGACAGCUUCUUCAUCACUAUGAGAGGGAAGAAGUGGACGAUAUCCGUGUGCACAACCCCUACGAGAUAAGCGUUCGACAGCGUUUCAUCGGCAGGCCCGACAUCUGUUUUCGAGUUCUGUCCGCCAAAAUGGUGGAAGCUUUGUCUGUACUGGAGAUGCAGUACAAGAAGAAAAUCGAGUUUACUCGUGACUACGCUGUAUUUCAGGUGACCCCAACAACGACACCGGGCAGCCCAGAAGGUGCAGGGAACAUCUGGAGCGCAGGUCAUGGGCAGGACACAGAUGUGCCAGUGGAGGUGCCUGCUGGUGAGCUGACUCAACUGCAGCUGCAGGUGCUGCAGCCCACAGUGACUGAAGCAGAAGCACAGGAGCUCAAACAGAUGCUGCAACAGCUGAAGAGUCUUGCCCUCGAGGCUGAGACGGAGCUGGAGCGACAGGACGAGGCUCUCGACGUACUCAGCUCUUCUACUGACCACACCACCAUGAACAUCAAUAGACACACUCGCCGUAUGAGGAAACUGAUGUGAUCUACGGAACUCUCGGUCACUGGAUGAACCCUAAAAUAUAUGCACAGGUCUACGUUGACCCCUGCAACCUAAAUCUGACUACACUGCUACAAAUGACACUUGUUUUCAGCAUCACAUGUUGCAUGGCUUUGCAUCUACCCAAACGUUGUGACCCAUGUGUUGUUAUAAAGUAACAUCUCAAUGUUUCAUGAUUCUGUGCACUGUCAAUCCCUAAUAGGAAUGCACUUUAUCUCAGGCGUGACCCUGUUUCAUUGACAUGACAAUUACAUGUGUGCUGAAUUUCAAUGACACUGUUGAUAAAUGUAAAACCAUUAUGCCGUAUUUAUUUAGCGUAUUCUUUGUGAUCAAGUCAACUGUACAAUAAACUUAAACUUACAU
Triplophysa rosa is the source of this 1922-nucleotide messenger RNA. It is a transcript of the gene snap47, whose product is annotated as synaptosome associated protein 47. Gene Ontology annotation, cellular component: plasma membrane; SNARE complex. Gene Ontology annotation, molecular function: syntaxin binding; SNAP receptor activity. The transcript has 6 exons. The coding region runs from base 285 to 1544 and encodes 419 amino acids. Gene Ontology annotation, biological process: synaptic vesicle fusion to presynaptic active zone membrane; exocytosis; synaptic vesicle priming. The record is from RefSeq and is a predicted model, not a curated record. NCBI's taxonomy places the organism in Eukaryota, Metazoa, Chordata, Actinopteri, Cypriniformes, Nemacheilidae.